UACCUUAGAAGCAAGGACUUCGUCCGCUUCGGCCCAGACUGGAUCUUGGCUGUGGGCUUGAUCGUGUACUUCUUCUUCAUUGCCGAACAUGCCAACCCGUUCAACCGUCAGUUUACCAUCAACGACUUGUCGAUCUCCCAUCCGUUCGCCGAGCACGAACGGGUCACAGGAAUCAACUGUCUCUUGAUAGGCUCGGUGAUACCAUCCACUGUCAUCACUGUGGUCACCAUCUUCAAACGCGGCCGUCACUCCACGCCUCAGCAGUGGCUUCACUUCCUCCAGAUCUCGCUCUUGGCGUUGGUGCUCUCGUUCGUGUUGUCGGGCCUCAUCACGGAUAUCCUCAAAAAUUGGAUCAGCAGACCCCGUCCUGACUUCUUGGCCAGGUGUGGUCCCAAGAAGGGUACUCCUGCCGACACUUUGGUGGAUGUGGGCGUAUGCACUGCCCCAUUGGGAUGGGCAGUUUUGACAGAUGGGAUGCGGUCCACUCCCUCGGGCCAUUCUUCCAUCAGUUUCGGCAGUCUUCUCUACUUGACGCUCUGGCUCUUGGGCCAGUUUCAGCUCGUAUCACCUGCCACGCCCCAGCCUGUCUACAAGAGCUUGUUGUGUGGGCUUCCCGUGCUUUUAGCUACCUACGUGGGGUUGAGCCGCACCCAAGACUACAGACACCAUUUCAUGGACGUGUUUUUGGGGACCACCUUGGGUUGCACGGUGGCCGUGACGUUGUACAGACGGUACUUCGUGUCGUUGUGGAGCGAGGACUCCAGCAAGGCCAACGACGUCGAGGAGGACUUGUUGCCC
Suhomyces tanzawaensis NRRL Y-17324 is the source of this 798-nucleotide messenger RNA. RefSeq names its product phosphatidate phosphatase (gene DPP2). Gene Ontology annotation, molecular function: phosphatidate phosphatase activity. The record is from RefSeq and is a predicted model, not a curated record. The annotation marks the transcript as partial. The transcript has a single exon. Lineage: Eukaryota; Fungi; Ascomycota; Pichiomycetes; Serinales; Debaryomycetaceae. Gene Ontology annotation, biological process: phospholipid metabolic process.